This is a messenger RNA of Laccaria bicolor S238N-H82, 1815 nucleotides long. RefSeq lists its product as uncharacterized. Gene Ontology annotation, molecular function: protein binding; tRNA binding; ribosome binding. Lineage: Eukaryota; Fungi; Basidiomycota; Agaricomycetes; Agaricales; Hydnangiaceae. Gene Ontology annotation, cellular component: cytosolic small ribosomal subunit. The record is from RefSeq and is a predicted model, not a curated record. Gene Ontology annotation, biological process: translational initiation. The transcript has 7 exons. The annotation marks the transcript as partial.
GCAGUCCGUGCACAAAAGUCCCUAGGCCUCGUCAGCGGGACACCAGAUUACAUCCCGGUCGCUGGAUUUGAAUCGCCAGAGGUUCCAGCACGGACAUACAACUACAGCGCGGAUGGACGGCUGUACGCGUACGCUUUGCCUACCUCGGUGAAGAUUUUCCAGGCGGAAGGUGCGCAGCUUCUUCAAGAGCUCCAGCUGCCCAACAUCGUAGAGGUCAACUUUUCUCCGCGCGGCACAUACAUCUCCACCUGGGAACGACCCGUUAAACUCGAGGACGGAUCACAACACAAAAAUCUACGGGUCUUCUCUGUGUCAACUGGAGAGGAACUCAUCUCUUUUACUCAAAAGUCACAAGAAGGGUGGGAUCUUCAAUACACCAUAUCCGAGUCACAUGCCAUUCGUCUCGUCUCGGGCGAAAUACAGGUGUAUCGUCCUGCUGAGUGGUCCAAGGGAAUUAUAGACAAGCUGAAGGUAGAGGGUGCAUCGAGUGUCUCCUUGAGCCCGGGGCUCAAUCCUUCGGUGGCUGUUUUCGUUGCGGAGAAGAAGGGCGCGCCUGCAAGCAUCAAGAUUUACGGUCUUCUCUCCCUCAACAGCAAUCCUACCUGCCAAAAGACGUUCUUUAAAGCUGAUCGGGGACAGAUCAAAUGGAACACUCUGGGAACACAAGUCCUCCUCCUCACGCAGACCGAAGUCGACAACUCGAACAAAAGUUACUACGGCGAGACCGGCAUGUAUCUACUCAGUGCCGCCGGUAACUUUGACUGCAGAGUCACUUUGGACAAGGAGGGUCCUAUUCACGACUUUGCUUGGAGCCCAAAUUCGAAAGAGUUUGGAGUUGUGUAUGGAUACAUGCCCGCCAAAACUAUGCUAUUCGACCAGCGUGUGCGAACACUGUACGACUUUGGCGCCUCCCCGCACAACUUCAUCUCUUUCAAUCCGCAAGGCCGGCUCCUCGCGCUCGCAGGCUUUGGCAACCUUGCUGGAAAAAUAGACAUUUUCGACAGGCGCAACUUUAGUAAGGUGUGCACGAUCGAUGCGCCCAACACCUCCUUCUGCGAAUGGUCGCCGGACGGCCGUUCCCUCCUCACUGCGACCUUGUCUCCUCGCCUGCGCGUCGAUAACGGUAUCAAGAUCUGGCACUGCUCCGGCCCUCUCAUGCACAUCCAGUCGACGGAGGAGCUGUACCAAGUAUCGUGGCGCCCAACCGCUGUGGAAGCGGUACCCCAGUUUGGGCAGAACGUCCCCCCUGCGCCUGCUCCGAGCGAGAGUGUAAAGUCGUUUGCUGCUGUGCAGAAACCGACUCCCUCGAAGCCCGCUGGUGCGUACCGACCUCCCGGUGCCAGGGGCCUAGCGACGCCAUCGAUCUUCAAACGGGAAGACGAGGGUGGUGCACCUCGUAUGCCGACACAUGGCGCUGCUACUCCGCCGAGGGCGUAUAACCGUAGCCCAGGAUCGAUCCCUGGUGCUCCUGGGUACGGGCAGGCAACCAAUGGGAAUGGAGCGCCCCACUAUCAACAACACCAGCAGGGCGGGAGGAGGAAUAAAACGAACGGGGCUGGUGCUGGUCCGCCUGUACCUGCUGCUCCCCCUGUCGUUGAGGCGGAGACGCCGACGACGCCGGGUGUAGGUCUGGAUAGCGCGCUUGACCCCGUUGCGAAGAAGAUUAGGAACUUGAAUAAGAAGCUCAAGGCUAUUGAUGAGUUGAAGGAGAAAGCGAAGAGAGGGGAGAGGCUCGAAGCUACGCAGCUCAAGAAGAUUGAGGGCGAGGCUGAUAUUCGGAAAGAGCUUGAGAAUUUGGGGGGAUCGUUCCCUUAG